AAUUUUGGGGCGGUCAGAAAAGGUGAGAUCAUGGGUUUUGAGAAAGACUUGGGCCAUUUCAACAGAAGAGCCAACAAUAACCGGAAGCGACCCAAACGAAAGUUGCAUAAUGGGCCCAUAUUUUUGUGAGAGCUCUUGAAUUGAGCGGUGCGGAAGGGGGCCUAUGAGAUUGAGGUUGCCGAUGAUUGGCCAAGGUUUAGGGCCGGAUGGUAGGUUGAGUUUGUGACGACGGAGGUGGAGGGAGAGGAGGAUGAGGGCUAGAGUUACAAGCCAUGCUGCAAUGUAAGGAAUUUCCAUAUUGGUCUCAGUAGUCGAAGCAGAGGUGGGCAGUUCAAAAAAAGAAAAAAGGUAGAUGCAGAGAUUCCUUUGUUUCUGAUUUAAGUUGCACCAAACUAGUGCUUUAUACAAUCACAUGGAAACUGAAAUCAAGAAUGGAAAUAAGUUCUGCUGUUCAUCUUUUCUCUCCAAAAUCCAGCCCCUGCUCCUCGCCUCCUCCGACAAUCAUCUCCAUCUCCUUCUUUGCCCCUUUUGCAAUCAUCUCCAUCGCCUCCUCACCUCCUCACUCAAAAAGCUCACCAGUAAUGUUGCUCCCUCUGCAAUCAUCUCCAUCUCUCCCUUUCCCCCUUUUCCCUCAUGUGAGGUUGAGGCGAUUAGAAGCCAAGAGACAUAACCACGCCUCUCACGAGCUCGAAGUGCAAUGGAACAAAAAAAAUCGAGAUUUGUGUUCCUUUGUCACAGGAGCUUGAGGGAGUUGCGAACCAAUUUAUUUGGGUUUUGCAAGUUUGGUUGCUCUGAUUUUGGUUAUAAUAGUGUUGAAAUUAAAUGAUGAGAAUUGAAGUUGCAAUUUUAGUUAUAAUAGAGGAAACCCAGAUCUGGGUUUGUUGUCUUCAAAGGUGCCUGAGUUCUGCUCCUCGUCUUUUCUCUUUCCCGAGUUCUGUUCACAAAUUGAAUUUAUGAGUUUUAUUUUUAUUUUUAUUUUUAUUAUUAUGUUGUUUUCUUGGUCGCAUUUGAUUAUGGAUUGAAAUAUACUUGUGCGUUUAAUGCGAAAUUCCAGUUUGUUUCAUUAUCGAGAAUUUCGAUUUGCAUUUUAGUGUUGUGAAAAGACUACUGCAAAUGGGAUUUGAACUAAAUUUGUUUUUCUUGCUUGGGCUCAUUAAUGAUGGUUUUGAUUGUUUCUGAUGUUGUGUUGCUCGUCUUACCUCUUGGUUUCGUUUAGUUUCAUGUUGAAUUUUGAAUUUGUUUUUUCCUCUUAACAUCCCCAUUGUACUGCCAACACUUUGGAGGGGAAGGCAUGGCAAGGCUUCAAAGAUCUGGGUUUGUUGUCUUCAAAGAUGUUGUCUUCAAAGAUCUGGGUUUGUUGCUUUCUUCAUUUCCUCUCAUUCCAUAUACAUUUUAGAAACCCAAAUCUGGGUUUGGUAAUUUAUUUUAAAUCCUGCUCGUUUCCUCUGAUUUUCAUACAGAUUUUGGUUAUACUUUUAUUCUUUUCUUAUUCUCUUAUCAAUAUUAUUCCAAUAAGAAGAUUGGGUUUUC
Rubroshorea leprosula is the source of this 1530-nucleotide messenger RNA. The record is from the annotation of a GenBank genome assembly. NCBI's taxonomy places the organism in Eukaryota, Viridiplantae, Streptophyta, Magnoliopsida, Malvales, Dipterocarpaceae.